UCAUAAAGUUAUGUUAUAAAUACCAAAGCAAAUUCUCCAUAUUUCUGCUUUUUCAUUAUUUUGCUACAGUUUAUUUAAACAAUAUUUGCAGGAACUCUGGAUGAAAGCAAAUUCUUCUUCAAUAAACCUUUUUAAUUAUUCACCAUAUAAACCCUAAUCGAAUUAAUCUUACAACCCUCUUUUUAUUUGGUGUGAAAAAAAUUACCCAUCAGAAAAAAACCCAACAAUAAACAAAAAUGGAGGAAGGUGGUAACAUAGCAAACAAUGUAGCUAGAGCCAUAACUGCUGCCCUUGAUUGGAGUUCUUCCCCUGAUUCUCGUCAGGCUGCUUUUUCCUUCUUAGAAUCUUUUAAAGCAGGGGAUGUGCGUGUUUUGGCUAGUACGUCCUUCAUGUUGGUUAAGAAGGAGUGGGCUUCAGAAAUACGACUUCAAGCAUUCAAAAUGCUUCAGCAUCUGGUGAGGCUGCGCUGGGAAGAAUUAAAUUCAAUAGAACGGCAAAAUUUUGCGAGCAUAGCUAUUGACUUGAUGUCUCAGGCUGCGGAUCCAGGGGAGCAGUGGGCUUUGAAAAGUCAAACAGCUUGUCUUGUCGCAGAGAUAGUAAGGAGAGAAGGCCCAAAUCUUUGGCAGGAGCUGCUCCCUUCGGUUGUAGCCCUCUCUAACAAUGGCCCUUCUCAAGCAGAAUUGGUCUCAAUGAUGUUGAGGUGGCUUCCUGAAGAUAUUACUGUUCAUAAUGAAGAUUUAGAAGGCGAAAGGCGCAGGCAACUGUUACGUGGACUGACUGAAUCUCUGCCCGAAAUUUUGCCUUUGUUGUACUCUUUGUUGGAGAGGCACUUCGGGGCUGCAGUAAACGAGGCUAACCAGCAGCAUCUAGACAUUGCAAAACUUCAUGCAGCCACUGUAACUGCAACCUUGAAUGCAAUAAAUGCUUAUGCUGAGUGGGCUCCUUUGCCUGAUCUUGCCAAAUAUGGCAUAAUAUAUGGAUGUGGCUGCUUGCUUACUUCUCCAGAUUUUCGUCUUCAUGCUUGCGAGUUCUUCAAACUUGUCUGUGCAAGGAAAAGACCUGCUGAUGCAACACCGGAUUUCGAUUCUGCAAUGGGCAACAUAUUUGAGAUCAUGAUGAAUUCUUCUAGAGACUUCCUUCACAAAUCAAGUGUGAAUAGUGGCUCCACUGAUGACCGUGAAUUCGAGUUUGCAGAGUUGAUAUGCGAGUGCAUGGUUUCUCUGGGUUCCACAAAUCUGAUGUGCAUCACUAGUAAUACGAGCAACCUUUCUUAUUACCUUCAACAGAUGCUGGGGUACUUCCAACAUUUUAAGUUGGCUCUUCAUUGUCAGUCACUGUCUUUCUGGCUGGCUUUAAUGAGAGAUUUACUAUCAAAGCCAAAAGCUCAUGCAACUGGAGAUGGUGCUGUGAAAAAUUCUGCUGGCUCUGGACAGACUGAUAAUGAGAAGAUGAUUUUAAAUCUGAUAAAUGAUGACUAUUGUGGUGCAUUUCUAGAAACGUCUUUUCCGCGUCUCCUUAAAAAAGAAAAAAUUCUUCCUGAGACAGCACUUUCUUUUGGGCCUUUGGAAUUGUGGAGUGAUGAUUUUGAGGGCAAAGGAGAAUUCAGUCAAUAUCGUUCUAAGCUGAUGGAGCUUGUUCGAUUUAUUUCAAACCACAAACCUAUUAUUGCUGCUACACGGGUGUGUGAAAGAACAAUUAUGAUCAUUAAGAGCCUAGAAUCAUCUUCAGUGCCAACACAGGAUUUAACUAUACUAGAGAGCAUGCAACUUGCCCUUGAAAAUAUUGUUGUUGCAGUUUUUGAUGGUUCAGAAGAAAUUUUCACGGGUAGCUCAGAAACUCAGCUUGCAUUGUGUAGGAUUUUUGAAGGUCUCCUGCAGCAGUUACUUACCUUACAAUGGAGCGAACCCGUGCUUGUGGAAGUCCUUGGCCACUAUCUAUAUUCAUUUGGUCCUUUCCUGAAAUUCUUCCCGGAUGCAGUUGGCAUGGUUGUCAAUAAGCUUUUUGAGCUGUUGACCUCCCUUCCCGUCAUUGUUAAGGAUCCUUCAACGAACAGUGCCCGACACGCCAGGCUGCAGAUUUGCACUUCUUUCAUUAGGAUUGCCAAAGUUGCUGAUAAAAGCCUACUGCCUCACAUGAAGGGGAUAGCAGAUAUGAUGGCAAAGCUACAAAACGAGGGUCAUUUACUUCGUGGAGAGCAUAAUCUCAUUGGAGAAGCAUUCCUUAUUAUGGCUUCUGCUGCCGGUGUUCAACAGCAGCAAGAAGUUUUAGCCUGGUUGCUUGAACCUCUGAGUAGACAGUGGAUCCAGCAGGACUGGCAAAAUUCGUAUCUGUCUGAACCAUUAGGUCUUGUUAACCUGUGUGCUAAUACACCACUAAUGUGGUCCAUUUUUCAUACCGUGACUUUCUUUGAGAGGGCACUGAAGAGAUCUAGAAUCCGGAAGAAUAAUUUGCCGACUAUCACAAAUGAAGCACCAGUGCAACCAAUGGCUCCUCAUUUAUCUUGGAUGUUGCCACCCCUUCUAAAACUUCUCCGUUCUAUCCAUUCACUUUGGUCUCCCACCGUGAUCCAAUCUUUGCCUGGGGAAGUAAAAGCUGCACUUAUAAUCAGUGAUGUAGAGCGAACAAGUCUUCUUGGAGAAGUGAACACAAAAGCGCCAAAAGGUCCACUGGGCUUUGCUGAUGGAUCGUUGACUGAUAUGAGCAGGGAAGCCUAUGGAGAGCCAAACGAAAAAGACAUACGAAAUUGGUUAAGAGGUAUCAGAGACAGUGGGUAUGAUGUGCUGGGAUUGUCAACAACUAUAGGGGAUGCUUUUUUCCAAUGCUUGGAUAUUGAUUCAGUGGCUCUGGCUCUGAUGGAGAAUCUGCUGUCAAUGGAAUACCGGCAUUUGAGGCAGCUAAUUCAUUUGGUGAUAAUCCCAUUGGUCAAGUCUUGCCCUCCAAAUUUAUGGGGAACAUGGCUGGAGAAGCUUUUGCAUCCAUUGCUUCUUCGUACUUAUCAAGCACUGAACUCCUCAUGGUCAAGUCUUUUAAAUGAAGGCAGCGCAAAGAUUCCCGAUGUUUGCAACAUAGCUGGAGGAUCAGAUUUGAAAGUAGAAGUCAUGGAGGAGAAGCUACUUCGUGAUUUGACUCGUGAAGUAUGUGGUUUAUUGUCAGCAUUGGCUUCCCCUGGGCUCAAUACUGGCUUGCCCAUUUUGGAGCACUCAGGUCACGUUACUCGCAUCGAUGCUUCUUCUUUGAAGGACUUGGAUGUAUUUGCCUCCACUUCUGCCGUUGGUUUUCUAUUGAAGCAUAAACACCUAGCUGUUCCGGCGCUGCAGAUUUGUCUCGGGGCUUUUCAAUGGAUAGAUAGUGAGGCUAUGACAAAAGUUUGUUCCUUUUGCGGCGUUAUUGUUCUUUUAGCUAUUUUGACAAAUAAUGUCGAACUUCGAGAAUUUGUCUCCAAAGACUUGUUCUAUGCAGCUAUCCAAGGUUUGGCCCUCGAAUCAAAUGCUUUUGUGGGCUCAGAUUUGGUUAAUCUAUGUCGUGAAAUAUUUAUUUAUCUUGCGGAUAGAGACCCUGCACCUAGGCAGAUUUUGUCAAAGCUUCCUUGCAUUACCGCACAGCAUUUAGCGGCUUUUGAGGAGUCUUUGGCUAAGACCGCAAGUCCCAAGGAACAAAAACAGCUUAUGAGAAGUUUUCUUUUAUCGGGAACUGGAAACAAAUUGAAAGCACUUAUCGCUCAAAAGAGCGUCAAUAUAAUAACAAAUGUCUCAGCAAGGUCUCGGAAUCCCAGUACCGGUUUAGAUACCAGAAAUGAAGGGGAGUCGAUAGGACUUGCAGCAAUCAUCUAACAGGUAGAUAUAGUUUUGUUAUCCCUGUACAGAGGACUUUCACCAGUUCAAUUAGGAAUUACAGAUACAGUAUAGAGAAGACAAAUUGGUUCCGUUAAGCGAAGUUGAAAUCUAAUGGAAAAUACCGUUGUAGGAUCAGAUCAAUUGUGAAUUCUUGUGAUGUGUAACGCUGCUCGCGUUUUUCGUAUAUGGUCGUCUUAUUGACCAGAAAUGGUCAUUUUAACUCUCCUCGCACCAUAAAAUUGUUGUAUUUUGUAACUUGGGCGGUUGGCGCUCGAUGCUCGUCACAUAUAUAAAUUUCUGAGUUUGAGUCCAGAGCUUUUCAUGUUUUGUGCAGGAUAAGUAAAUUUUUGGUUGAUGUUGUUAAGGUACAUCAUUUUGGUUAAUUAUAGUAUAAAUCAAUUGUUUUUCGUCUAUUAAAGUUUUUAUUGGUCACAAAAUCGGAUAUUUACAGGCCAAUACUGUGUUUGGAUGAGAAUGUUUGGAUGAGAGAAAAUAGAGAGAAACAACCGAGAGGAAAAUAGACGAUAAAAUUUGCUUAAUUUGAAUAGGGAAUGAAAGGAAGAGAAUUGAAGGAAAAUAUACUUUACA
Molecule: messenger RNA, 4421 nt
Organism: Amaranthus tricolor (Joseph's coat)
Lineage: Eukaryota; Viridiplantae; Streptophyta; Magnoliopsida; Caryophyllales; Amaranthaceae
Product: protein HASTY 1
Exons: 22
Coding region: 237-3830 (1197 amino acids)
Biological process (GO): RNA export from nucleus; protein export from nucleus
Cellular component (GO): cytoplasm; RNA nuclear export complex; nucleus
Molecular function (GO): RNA binding; nuclear export signal receptor activity
Source: RefSeq, a predicted model, not a curated record